AUGGGUUCAGCAUCAGCUGUCUUCCUUGUUUCCCUCAACCUUGUUUUUUUCACUUUGGUUAGCUCUCAAACUCCUCCAGCGUGUCCUCAAAAUCUGGGUUCAUGUGAAUCAGCUCUGAGAGCGGCGUUCUCUUGGGCGAGACCAAAUCCUAACAGUGAAUGCUGCAAACAGUUUCAGGGUCUGAACGAUGCCGAUGCAGCCACUUGCAUGUGCCAGAUCUUGAAAGCCAAUAGCUCCAGAAUUCCUGCCGACCUUGACUAUGUGAAGAGGCUCUUCAUGACGUAUUGCGGCAGGAACCCCGACGUCUACACUUGCGCAUGA
Molecule: messenger RNA, 321 nt
Organism: Hibiscus syriacus
Lineage: Eukaryota; Viridiplantae; Streptophyta; Magnoliopsida; Malvales; Malvaceae
Product: putative lipid-binding protein AIR1B
Exons: 1
Coding region: 1-321 (106 amino acids)
Source: RefSeq, a predicted model, not a curated record